AUGGGAUUUUCCAAAUAUAUCGCCUUUGGCGCAGCUCUUGCUGUCGCCGUCCAUGGGUCUCCGGCACCCCAAGCCCCAGCAAUCACUGCCAUUCAGGCCGCUCCAAUCGUCGCUGACGGCCCACGCAAUGAUGGUUUCGGCAGCCAGACUGCCACACUUGUCACCACCUUUGCAUCGCCAUCUCCUAGCGCUGCUGCUGUUGCCCCAUCCGCUCGCGACUUGAGCAAGCGCACCUUCUGGGGAGGAUUUGGUUGGGAAGGAUCUGGUGCCAGCAAGAAGUGCACCUGCCCCUUCUAUGACCCCUUCUGUGUCUGGAACAAGCCUCAAUGCCCACAACAACCACAACAACCACAACAACCACAACAACCACAACAACCACAACAGCCACAACAACCACAACAACCACAACAACCACAACAACCGCAACAACCACAGCAACCUAGCCCUCCAAAGCCAACCCAGCCUACCACUACCGCCCCUGCGGCCACAACCACAGGCCUUCCAUCUUGCCCAAGCUCCGGCGCUUACACCCCUUACUACCCGGCUCUCGCGACCGGCUACACCACUGAUCCCGCACUCGCCGCCAGCCGUACCUCCACUGCUACUGGACCUUGCCCAACAACUCCAGAGGCUGGAACAUACUGUGGAUUCAUCAAUCCACUUGACCCAUGCGCUCCUCAGCCAGAUGGCUACGGUCCUGUCCCCAAGGGCGAUUCUGUCGACACCUUCGUCAAUGACCCACAGCUGAUGGCCAAGGCUCUUACUGCUCCAACUGUUGUUCCAGCUGCUGGCGGUAAGGAGUACACUCAGGUCUUCAAGAACUUGAAGGGUGCCACCAGUGCCCAAUCUUACCUAGGUCUCCGCACACUCAAGGAGUACGAUGUCAAGACAUGUGCUGCUUUCUGUGACUGCACAGACCUUUGCACCAGCUUCAACAUGUACAUCGAGCGUGAUCCAUCGCUCAACCCAACCAACAACGACUCUACCUACGACCCAGGCUACCCAACGGUCUGGGGACAGAACUGCCCCAACCCACCAUCUAUGACCUCCUACAAGUGCACUCUCUGGGGCUCCAAGAUCGACGCCUCUACCGCUACUAACACUGGCGAGAAGCGCAGUGGCUUCGAGGUCGUUAUCACCGGCUCAAACGGAUACAGCAAGACCAACGUAGCACCACCUCCACAGCCAGUGCCUAACCCGCCAAAGGGUCCAAAGGACUGCGGAGGCAAGGGUAUCAAUGCACCAGAGUACUGCAUCGGUAACAACUUCUUCCCAGGACCCUUCAACCCCAAGGUCUGCUACCUCUACGCUCUGUCGCUGAACAGCGCCAACUCCAAGGCUGGCAUCAGACAGUCUUGUAAAUUCUUCAACGCCUACUACCUCUUCAAGAACGGCAAGCCAUCGGGAACAUACUGCAAUCUGUUCAACAGCGAAAUCGACAUCUCCUUCGCUACCUACAGCGGCAGCAAGAUUGGAGGCGACAGCUACACCUGUGGCCAGUCUUUCGGAUACUUCUUGUAG
Messenger RNA from Fulvia fulva, 1521 nucleotides. RefSeq lists its product as uncharacterized. The transcript is spliced from 3 exons. The record is from RefSeq and is a predicted model, not a curated record. Lineage: Eukaryota; Fungi; Ascomycota; Dothideomycetes; Mycosphaerellales; Mycosphaerellaceae. Bases 1 to 1521 code for a protein of 506 amino acids.